AUGGCUACUGACUGUGCCAACUACGUGCGUCUCAUCCAGCCCUUCAAUAAGACUCAUGUGUACGUCUGUGGCACCGGGGCCUACCACCCACAAUGCACCUACAUAGACCUGGGACGCAGUAUUGAGGAGCCAGCGUUCCGCCUGCUGAGCCAUGCUGUGGAGUCUGGCCGGGGGAAAUGUCCCUUUAGUCCACGGGAGCCCUUCACCGCCAGGCUCACCGAUGGAGAUUUGUAUGCUGGGACAUCAGUGGAUUUUAUGGGCACCAACACAGCUAUAUUCCGUACCUCUGUGCACAGCAGCAAACAACACUAUAUACGCACUGAGGCCUACCAGGACCACUGGCUCAAUGAGCCAGAGUUUGUGGGUUCCUUCUCUAUCCCAGACACACACAGUGUGGACGAUGACAAAGUCUAUAUCUUCUUCAAGGAGACAGCUGUAGAGUCCAGCCAGUGGGACAAGAGGGUUUACAACAGAGUGGCACGCGUCUGCAAGAAUGACGUAGGAGGAAAGAGGAGUCUGAUCAACCGUUGGAGUACCUUCCUCAAGGCCCGUCUGGUGUGUUCUGUACCAGGACCAGCUGGACUGGACACACAAUUUGACGAGCUAGAGGACGUCUUCAUGCUGGAGACCAAAGACUCCCAGAACCCCAUCAUCUAUGGAGUGUUCUCCACCUCCAGUUCUGUCUUCAGAGGCUCAGCAGUGUGUGUCUACUCCAUGGCCUCUAUCAGGGCAGCCUUCAACGGUCCGUUCGCCCACAAGGAAGGGCCCGACUACCGCUGGGUGGAGUACAAGGGGAGGAUCCCAUAUCCACGACCUGGCACUUGUCCCAGUGUGACCUACGACCCCCUCCACAAGUCUACCCGUGACUUCCCUGAUGACGUAGUGAGUUUCAUGAGGGGUCAUCAUCUGAUGUGGGAACCCAUCCUACCGGUCAGCCGCCGCCCGGUCUUUACCCUGGUCAACGUAUCCUACACCCUGAGAAAGUUAGUGGUGGAUAGGGUGGACGCUGCGGAUGGACAGUAUGAUGUACUACACCUGGGCACAGAUGAUGGCCAGGUGCUGAAAGUGGUGUCUAUUCCUAAAGAGAACAGGGAACCUGAGGAGAUCAUCCUGGAGCAGCUGACUGUGUUUCAGGUGAGAAGGAGCCUGCUUCAGCUUCACCAUUACGUCUUCUCUUAAA
This is a messenger RNA of Oncorhynchus masou masou (cherry salmon), 1180 nucleotides long. RefSeq names its product semaphorin-3D-like. The coding region runs from base 1 to 1179 and encodes 392 amino acids. Gene Ontology annotation, molecular function: chemorepellent activity; semaphorin receptor binding. Lineage: Eukaryota; Metazoa; Chordata; Actinopteri; Salmoniformes; Salmonidae. The transcript has 10 exons. Gene Ontology annotation, biological process: negative regulation of axon extension involved in axon guidance; axon guidance; semaphorin-plexin signaling pathway. Gene Ontology annotation, cellular component: plasma membrane. The record is from RefSeq and is a predicted model, not a curated record.